AUGUUUACUGUACAAACAGCCUCCAAGCGAGCAGCUGUCUCGGUGUGCGCCUCCAGAGCGCGCAUCCACUCGCUGCUGCACAUUCCGACCUUGCUCCAGGUCGCAUCAAGGCAAAGAUCCUCGCCGGUAUUAGCAGCGCUGGACACCACGUCAUUUGCGGCCCACAUCUCCGACAAGCAGCCCUGGAUAGAGCGGCGAGGGUUCGGCACAAGCGCCAGCAAGGCUAAGGAAGAGACGGUCGCGUACAAGCUGGCGGACAUUGGUGAAGGCAUCACCGAGUGCGAGAUCAUUCAGUGGUUUGUCAAGCCCGGCGACAAGGUCUUCCAGUUCGACAAGAUCUGCGAGGUGGCCUCGGAUAAGGCCACUGUCGAGAUCACAUCGCGGUACGACGGCGUGAUCAAAAAGCUAUACUAUGCAGACAACGACAUUGCGCUGGUUGGCAAGCCCCUGGUGGACAUUGCGGUCGAGGCACCAGCGCUGGCCCAACAGCCCAAAGCCAAAGAGCCCGCGGUCAUAGAACUGGCGCCGGCGGUAAUGCCGAGCACUGCCGCCGCGCCACAGGACUUCUCGUGCGAGCGCACAAACGACGUGGUGUAUGCCACGCCGGCAGUGCGACGCAUUGCGCGCGAGGGCAGUGUGGACCUGCGCUUUGUUGCGGGCACAGGCAAGGGCGGGCGCAUUCUCAAGGACGACGUAUACCGCUUUGUCGAGAGCAGUAGAGAAAAGCCGGCUCCGGUCGAGCCGAUCGUAGUCGCAACGACGGUCGCAGCGCAGUCCAAGGCCAGCAGAUCGGACGCUGUGAGGCCAGGGAGUGGUGACCACAUUGUCAACCUGUCGCCAGUCCAGCGGGCAAUGUUCCGCAGCAUGACCGACUCGCUGAGCAUCCCGCACUUCCGGUUCAAGGACGAGAUCGAGAUCGACGCGCUGAUUCUGGCGCGGCAGCGCAUCAACAGCGCCCAGCAGCCGCAGGCCGACGCGGCCGCAGACAAAAUAACGCUGAUGCCAUUCUUUAUCAAGGCGACGUCGCUGGCGCUGGCGCAGUUCCCAAUCCUCAACUCGCGCGUGCUGGCCGAGCCCGGCGCCACGCCUCGGCUCGAAUACCGCGCCGCGCACAAUAUUGGUGUGGCGAUGGACACACCGAGCGGGCUGAUUGUGCCCAGCAUUAAGAACGUGCAGGACAAGUCGUUGCUGGAGAUCGCCGCCGAGCUGCGCGCGCUUGUGCUGCGUGGCAAGGCCGGGGCGCUCACCAGCAGCGACCUGCGCGGCGGCACGUUCACGCUGUCCAACGUCGGCAUGAUCGGGGGCACGUACCUCAGCCCCGUCGUCGUCAGCUCCGAGGUGUGCAUCUGUGCCAUCGGCCGCACCCAGCGCCUGCCGCGCUUCGACGGCAACAGCGACCGCGUCGUAGCCCGCAACGUGCUGGUGACGAGCUGGGCUGCUGACCACCGCGUCGUCGACGGCGCUACGAUGGCGCGCUUUUCCAUGCUGUACAAACAGCUGCUUGAGCAGCCGGAGCUGAUGCUGGCGCGGAUGCGGUGA
Kickxella alabastrina is the source of this 1539-nucleotide messenger RNA. Its product is annotated as Lipoamide acyltransferase. The transcript has 2 exons. The record is from RefSeq and is a predicted model, not a curated record. Bases 1 to 1539 code for a protein of 512 amino acids. NCBI's taxonomy places the organism in Eukaryota, Fungi, Kickxellomycota, Kickxellomycetes, Kickxellales, Kickxellaceae. Gene Ontology annotation, cellular component: mitochondrion; cytoplasm. Gene Ontology annotation, molecular function: lipoic acid binding; acetyltransferase activity.